CCUAUGCAUUCCUUCCCAGUCCUCUGAAUCCAAGCUAGCACCGAUGCUAUGAUAAACAACUCCGCUUUAGGAGGAAAAGCGAGAAGUUUGAUGAGUCUGAAGCUGUUUUCUGGAAGCCAUGACAGCGAUUAAAGAUGGAGAACACACGGCGACCAUCUACGGCCUGAUUAGAGACUGCCAGUAUGUGGAGGCUAUCCAGCUUCUAAACGGCCAACUUCAGAAACACACCAAGUCCAGGGCGGCUCUGUCUCUGCUGGGUUUCUGCUAUUAUCACAUCCAGGACUUCAGCAGCGCAGCAGAGUGCUAUGAACAGCUCACCCAGCUGCACCCAGAGGUGGAGGAGUACAAGCUGUACUACGCCCAGUCCCUGUACAAAGCUGGGGCUUACCCUGAAGCCACCAAGGCCUCUUUUGUCCUGGACAACCCCAGCAGCCAAUCAAAGAUGGUGAAGCUGCAGGCUUGUAUCAAAUAUUGUGAGGAAGACUAUUCUGCAGCCAAGUCGCUGUUGGAGCAGCUACCGAAGGAAGACCCAGACUACGUCUACAACAUGGGCUGUUUGCUCUACCAGGACGGCAAAUAUGAGGAGGCCUGCAAGAAGUUCAUCACAGCCACGCAGCUGCUGGGAUUCGUUCCAGCUUUGUCCUACAACAUCGCCCUGACCCACUACAGCAUGAAGAACUACAAUCAGGCCCUCAAAUGCGUCACAGAGAUCAUCGAAAGAGGAAUAAGGGAACAUCCAGAGCUGGACGUGGGGUUAAAAACGGAAGGCAUCGAUGAUCACAGCGUGGGGAACAGUCUGGUCCUGCACCAGUCUGCCCUGAUCGAAGCCUUCAACCUCAAAGCAGCCAGCAAGUAUCAGCUGAAGAACGGUAACCAUCCCAGUCCUGAGGUCAUUCCUUUAAAACGACACGAGUACUUUGACAUGGCGGCCGACGUCCUGGCAGAAAACGCUCAUCUCACCUACAAGUUCCUCUCCCCGUACCAGUAUGAGUUUCUGGACGCGUUGCUGACCAGCCAGGUGGCGCCAGAGGAGGCGUUCAGGAAGUUCGAGGAGAUGAACGGAAAACUGACGGAACAGCUCCGCAAGCAGGCAAAGCAGGUGGUUGGUUGUUCCUCCGCCCAGUUUAAAUCAUCCACUCUGGCCACCGCAGACGGGGUUAACGUUAGCCCUGGCCUCUGCAGACGGGCUAACAUCCUGAACGUGUGCGCCGUGGUUCUGGCCAACCUGUGCGUCUCCUACAUCAUGAUGAGCCAAAACGAAGAGCUGGGGACAGAUACUUGGUUCUACGCCAAGCGUUGUUUCCUCUCCCUGCUGGAGAACAUGGCCAAACACAUGGUCAUGCUGCGGGACGCUGUGGUGCAGGAGUGCAUUCAGUUCCUGGAGCAGUGUGAGGCUUACGGGAAGGAGGUGCCGGCCAUCAUCGAGGAGCCUCUGGAGGAGACCCCCCUUCACAUCGGCAGGAACACCGUCACGUUCGAGGCUCGGCUGCUCAAGGCUCUGUUCUACGAGGUGAUCGGCUGGAACAAGUGAAGCCUUUCAGGGACUGACCGGAAACAUCUGUGCAGCUGUGGAUGAACGGCUCCGACUCCUUUAAAGCUUUUCAUUUAGACAAUAAAAGUUUGAGCUGUGAAAAAAAACAAGCUUUUAUAAAUAAAUGGAUAUUUAUGAUAAUAAAAGGUAAGUUUUGGUAAAUUUGAAUAAAAUAUGUCAGAAAGUCACCUUG
This is a messenger RNA of Cyprinodon variegatus (sheepshead minnow), 1724 nucleotides long. It is a transcript of the gene ift70, whose product is annotated as tetratricopeptide repeat protein 30A-like. Gene Ontology annotation, biological process: intraciliary transport. Gene Ontology annotation, cellular component: axonemal microtubule; intraciliary transport particle B. Bases 119 to 1531 code for a protein of 470 amino acids. Gene Ontology annotation, molecular function: intraciliary transport particle B binding; protein binding. NCBI's taxonomy places the organism in Eukaryota, Metazoa, Chordata, Actinopteri, Cyprinodontiformes, Cyprinodontidae. The transcript is spliced from 15 exons. The record is from RefSeq and is a predicted model, not a curated record.